Molecule: messenger RNA, 1139 nt
Organism: Cucurbita pepo subsp. pepo (vegetable marrow)
Lineage: Eukaryota; Viridiplantae; Streptophyta; Magnoliopsida; Cucurbitales; Cucurbitaceae
Product: polyadenylate-binding protein 1
Molecular function (GO): poly(A) binding
Source: RefSeq, a predicted model, not a curated record
CAGCAAGAAUAUGAAAACAAGAGUCGCAGACAGGAUCCGAAACCUAAUCGAACCGAUCGAGGGGCCACCGGAGACGGAGACGGAGAUGGAUCGCAAUUUCAACUACGACGAGCAUGACCACGAAGUUUAUGGAGGCGAUAUCCCUGACGACGCCGAGAUGGAUGCCGACCUCGACAUGUCCUCUGGUAGGGCCGACGAAGAAGAUUACGAAGCCGAACCCAGUAGCGCCAACUCGAAGGACUUGGAGGACAUGAAGAGGAGGCUUAAGGAGAUCGAAGAGGAGGCCGGUGCCCUUCGGGAAAUGCAGGCCAAGGUCGAGAAGGAGAUGGGCGCUGUUCAAGAAGAUUCAUCCAGUACCUCUGCAACGCAGGCUGAAAAGGAGGAAGCGGAUUCUCGAUCUGUAUAUGUUGGUAAUGUUGACUAUGCAUGCACUCCUGAAGAGGUCCAACAGCAUUUUCAAUCGUGUGGAACAGUUAAUAGAGUGACAAUUUUGACUGACAAAUUUGGCCAUCCCAAGGGAUUUGCUUAUGUCGAGUUCGUGGAGGUUGAUGCUAUCCAGAAUGCUUUGCUGUUGAACGAGUCGGAGUUGCAUGGUCGUCAACUAAAGGUCUCUGCUAAAAGGACAAAUGUGCCUGGCAUGAAGCAAUUCCGAGGAAGGCGACCAAACUCUUUUGGCUUUCGAGGUCGUCGGCCUUUCAUCCCUUCUGCACCUUUUCCUCCUUCGUAUGGUUAUGGAAGGGUUCCAAGGUUCAGGCGGCCGAUGCGGUACAGACCCUACUAGGAGAUACGAUGAUCGUACUAUUACUGCAAACUAUUGUUCGGGAUCUACGGUUCCUUCGUCAAGGAUUCGAUUACAAUCUCCAUAACUUGGAGGGUGUGGAAAACAUUGUACUACUCUAUUCAUGUUUCAACAAUCCCACUUGGGUUGUUUAUGAACUUGGCAGCAGUUUCUAGCUUGAGGGGGAUGAAGAUUUGUGGAUUACAUUUUGUUGGGUGUGGAAGGGCUAAAAAGAACCAUGUUAUCAACCAUUAGAGAUUAAGGAAACUAAAGAACGUAUCCUUGUGUAUGGUGAAUUGGAACUGAUCAUGAUGUAGAAUUCUUUGUUAUUUAAGAAGUAAUUAUAAGUUGAUAUGAAGUA